Seriola aureovittata is the source of this 1079-nucleotide messenger RNA. It is a transcript of the gene gjz1, whose product is annotated as gap junction protein zeta 1. Lineage: Eukaryota; Metazoa; Chordata; Actinopteri; Carangiformes; Carangidae. The record is from RefSeq and is a predicted model, not a curated record.
AUGGGAAGCGAGCGUGGUGGCCCAUUAGUGGGCUGCAACUCCUACAGAGGCCCAAGAAGACAGAGUCAGAAGUGUAGUGUGUUUUCCUUUGUUCCAACCUCCCCACUCUUAGAUUCCCAAAAAAAGCCAGGAGUGACGAAGGCAGUGGUAGUAACAGGCUUCAUUCCCAUCCUGCGGACGGCAGUGGACGCCACCACCACUUGCAAGUGCUGCUCCCUGUGGUUUGGCUUCCUGUGGAUCUGCGUGGUGAUCCUCUUCCUGGCUGAACUGCCCGUCACUAAACUGGACCCUGACUUCACCUGCAACGGCACAAGGGGAAACAUCUGCACCAGAGCCUGUUUUAAUAAGAUAUUUCACAAAGCUAUGAUGGUGGCCUGGAACUGGAUCUUUGUCCUGGUUAUAUUCUCUGUCCUGCGCAUAGAUCUCCACGGAGACAGAGGCACUGUUGGCUUCUACCUGCUCAUCACUCUGCAUAUUCUGGUUGAAUCUUGGUUUGUUUAUGUUCCGUUUUCUUGGAACCUGAAUAAUAGUCCAUACAAAUGUUUGACAGACAUCUGCUCUGAGUUACGCGUUUGUGUUGUGAGGGCCACCCCAGAGAAGUACAUGUCUAUUUAUGCUUUGGCUUCCAUUUUAGGCAUGAUUAUUGUUUGUUCCAACCUAUUUUGUAUGUACACCAUUGUUCGCUAUCUAAAUAUUGACAAAAUAUUCUGAUUUAGAUUCAGUACAUAUGAACUCAUAAUGACUGUCGGUGCAUGUGUUAAAAGCAUGAGCCAUAAUGCUUGGUUGCUUGCUCUUGUGUGAUAAUUUUUACUUUUGCACAUCAAGUUUGGUGCAAACAAACUAUUCACUUCUAACAUCUAUUAAAACAUAAUUACAUAAUCACAAUCAAUAGGACUAUAUUGACUGUUGUGUGGGAGCUUUACAUGUGUUAAAAGAUGUAUUUUGCGGACACCAAAGGGCCUGGGUGUGAGCUGUGUGAUGUGUUUCUGAGUCAUGUUUUUUCUAUGUGUUUUUGUCUGUGCAAAAACACACACACUGCCACAGGGAAGGUGUCAAAUAUAUAUAUAUACAUAUAUACA